UUCCGAUCGAACGCGAACUCCACCAUGGCUAUGCAGAGCGGAAUAGGGGUUUCCAAGAUCCUGAUCUUAGCUGGGGCAGGGUAUACUGGCACCAUCCUUCUUAAGAACGGUAAAUUAUCCGAGCUGCUCGGAGAUCUUCAGUCAUUGUUAAAUGGAUCCGGGGAACACGCAGACGGUGACUAUGAUUCCCUCACAGCACAGAUUAGCCGAAUGACAGCUGAGAUAAGGCAAAUUGGCUCGUCGCGUGGCGGGGGAAUGGUUUUUGUGAAUGGGAACGGUAGCCAAAUUGGUAAUAUGACAUCACUAAUAAUGCCAGCAACUACCUUGGGAGCAGUGGGUUAUGGAUACAUGUGGUGGAAGGGUCUAAAAUUCUCAGAUAUGAUGUAUGUGACAAAGCGUGGUAUGGCUACUGCUGUUGAGAACUUGACAAAAAAUUUGGAUAACGUGAAAAAGGCUGUUACUAAAGCAAAGAAACACCUGACGCAGAGAAUUCGGCAUGUGGAUGACAAAAUGGCAGAGCAAAAUGAGCUUUCAAGGUCAAUUAAGGAAGAUGUUGCUGGAGUGCAACAUUCUCUCACUGAUAUUGACUAUGACUUGAGUAGAUUGCAGAGCAUGGUUUCUGGUUUGCAGCAGCUCAGGCUUUUUCAGAAGUUCAAAAGAUGGAGUCUUUAACGAGAAAAAGGGAGAAUUUGCAAAAGAAA
Molecule: messenger RNA, 701 nt
Organism: Malus domestica (apple)
Lineage: Eukaryota; Viridiplantae; Streptophyta; Magnoliopsida; Rosales; Rosaceae
Source: RefSeq, a predicted model, not a curated record